AAGGAGGACUCACUCUGCUUCAGUGCUCCUUCUUAAGAAGGCUGCACAGAAAACAGUCUGUUUGCAACAAUGGGGUCCAGGCUGCCUAUUGUGUUCAGCUUUUUGUUUGCAUGUGUCAGGCUUAGUGAUGCUCGGCUCCUCAGUAUGAGUGUGCCAACCCGCCGGGGGGUCGAGCAGCAGAAGCCUGCAGUGCUGGAAGUUGAACCAGCAGCAGAACCUGAGAGAGAGCACUCCAGUCAGUCUGCUCGACAAACCGACAGCCUUCAGUCGAAGCAGACGCCACCGGCAGCCAGCCCCUUCUCCUGGAAGUUUCCAGAGGACCCAGUGGAUCCAGUGAAUGAGCCACCUGCUGAGUUCAAACUGCCACAGCCAGUGGUGACCAACCGUGUCGCUGUGAGGUGUGGGGAGAGUAAGAUCCAGGUGGAAGUGAAUCAGGACCUGCAGGGCCUCGGCAGGCUGAUAGAUCCAGAGGACAUCACACUUGGUGGUUGUUCAGCCACUGAGAUUGACGACUUGUCUCAUGUACUGAUUUUUGAAUCUGAGUUGCACGGCUGUGGCAGCGUGCCGGUGAUGACAGAGAUUGCCUUAAUCUAUGCCUUUACACUGGUCUACAACCCCAAAGUGUUGGGCGGAAGUCCCAUCAUAAGGAGACAGAGUGCUGUGAUUGGAGUUGAAUGCCACUACCUGAGGAAGCAGAGUUUGAGCCAUCUGCAUCUUGCCUGGAAGCACAACAAAGAUGCUGUGGAGGCUGAGCAGCAGCCGCGUUUCUCUCUACAGCUCAUGGAUGAUGACUGGCUGUCUGAGAGAACCUCCAGCAAGUAUGCCUUGGGAGAUACCAUCAACAUGCAGGCAUCGGUCAUGCGAAGCAAUCACACACCCCUCAGAGUGUUGGCGAAGAGUUGUGUUGCCACCAAAUGGCCAGACUCUACUUCAGAGCCAAGACAUGCUUUUAUAAAGAACAAUGGGUGCUUGGGGGGCAGACACACGGGUUCCAGGUUCAGACCUCAGACUCGCCCUGAAAAGCUUCAAUUUCAGGUCAAAUCCUACAGCUUUCGUCCACUGAGGACGAUGUACAUCACUUGCAAAUUGAAGGCCAUCCCAGCUUCCUCCCCAGUCACCAUUCAGCACAAGGCGUGUUCCUUUGAUGUGGGUAGGUGGAGUGAAGCUACUGGUAAACAUCAGUUCUGUUCCUGCUGUGAGGACGCACGUGCAAUGAGGAAGAUUCGAGAUGUGGAUGCGGCGAUAAAAGAUGAGCAAUGGGAAGCUAAAGUGACCCUGGGACCCAUUGACAUAGAAUGAAACCUUUUACAUAUUUUGUUCAACAAUAAAGUGAUUAUUUUUUAAAA
Acanthochromis polyacanthus (spiny chromis) is the source of this 1346-nucleotide messenger RNA. Its product is annotated as zona pellucida sperm-binding protein 3-like. Lineage: Eukaryota; Metazoa; Chordata; Actinopteri; Pomacentridae. Gene Ontology annotation, biological process: positive regulation of acrosome reaction; egg coat formation; binding of sperm to zona pellucida. Gene Ontology annotation, cellular component: extracellular matrix. Bases 70 to 1299 code for a protein of 409 amino acids. The record is from RefSeq and is a predicted model, not a curated record. Gene Ontology annotation, molecular function: acrosin binding. The transcript is spliced from 8 exons.